Molecule: messenger RNA, 1380 nt
Organism: Drosophila novamexicana
Lineage: Eukaryota; Metazoa; Arthropoda; Insecta; Diptera; Drosophilidae
Exons: 2
Coding region: 322-1239 (305 amino acids)
Source: RefSeq, a predicted model, not a curated record
AAUCGAACAGGUUUAUAGAGGGUAUUUAAAUCCCAAGUUUGCUGCUUGAAUCGAAUUGUGCACUCUUGCGCUUCACAGUUCCAAUAGAAUGGCCUCAUAGAACCAAAAAAGAGAAUAGAAAAAAAAAACCGUAGCGAAAAACGAAAAAACAUUCAAACGGCUGUAAAAAAAACAAUUGCCCUUUGAAGUUAAACUUACCAUGUCGCCGGAUCAUUGUUACCAUUUGCGUGGCUUCAUCUAUUAAACUGUAGUCUCAUUGGGAUCAGUCCAGUUUUGCCAAUCAGCGCAUUCAGUUGGCUUCGGUUCGGAGUGCAGCACGAAAUGCAACUAAGGACUUUGGCAUUAUUAUGCUCAGUGCAUAUGCUGGUAAAAGCUGGUGCUUACGCGGAGCCUGGCUACGAUCCUGCCAAUCGGAAUGGAGAGCUUGAGAACGUGGACGGCAUUAUUGAUGUGGAGGCAACGGAUUCACUGGAGCACGGAGCAGCCGGAAAGCAGCUGAGAGUAGGCAAACCCUUGGCCAGAUACAGUGACUAUGAUUACUAUACGCCCGGCAGGCGCAUAAAUGACAAUUCUCCAGGUGACAACGACUUGAGUGCCUCAUCAGCGAUUCGUGUACCUGGCGGAGAACAGAAUUUGGCAUAUUUCCGUCGACCGGCCGAUGAAAUGGCCGCCAAGCCGUUGCCCUGGUAUGGUCAAUACUCGGGCAAGUCGCUUGCCAUGUACCCAUCCAGGUCGUAUGAUCCCUAUAUUAGGCGCUAUGACAGAUUUGAUGAGCAGUACCAUCGCGCCUACCCGCAAUACUUUGAGGACAUGUACGUGCAUCGGCAGCGCUUUGAUCCCUAUGACAGCUACAGUCCCCGUGUGCCGCAAUAUCCUGAACCCUAUCUCAUGUACCCGGAUCGCCAGCUGGACCCGCCGCCACCAAGAGACUACCUGAAGUCCCGACGUGGCUACCUUGACGACGCACUUCCAAUUCCGCCAGUUCUCGACUCCUACAGCAACAAAUAUGCCUCAGCCAAGCUGCCGCAACAGCUGGUCUCGCCCCGUCAUGAGAGAGUCGUCUACUAUGCACACCUGCCCGAAAUAGUGCGUACCCCCUACGACUUGGGCGUCAGCCGUACAGAUCGAAAUGGGGCCGCAGCUCUGGUUGCCCAGCCCGUGUCGUAUAAACAGAAUAAGAAGAAAUUGAAAAGCCUGCCACGAGCUGACAAUUCAACCAACUAUAAGCAAAUGUUUUAGUUCAACUUGAUGCUUAUGCUUCUAUAUAUCCGGAUUUUGUUCAAUGCGUUUUACAAUAUUUUUCUUCACUUUACAUUAAGAACUUUUUUUUUUGCAAUAAGUAUUUCGGGCUUACCUAAGCUUAAUAUUGUGCGCAGAAAA